AUGUAUACCAGAAUAUUCAUAACAGUGAGCUUGGUGGCGCACUGGCGGUCUGUGCUAGCCGUACCGACAUGGCCAGCACCUACUGAUGAGUUGGAAGAUAUGAUGUUCCUCAAUACAGGCUACCGAUCGAGGGGCCUAGCGAAUCUAGUUACGCCUUGCUCGAAGGGACUCAACACCAGCCGGGUUACGGCGGCCGAAUGGCUUCGGACUGCCUUCCAUGAUUCGAUUAGUGGUAACAUAUACACCGGCGCAGGUGGACUAGACGGAUCGAUUGCAUGGGAGCUCGACAGCCUCGAGAACGAAGGGAAUUUCGCCGACGAUUCAGUAGCCGCCUGGGCACCCUUUGUCUCCGAUUUGACAUCCUUAUCCGAUGUGAUUGCUGCCGCGACGUACGUCUUGACACGUUCCUGCAGCAAUAUCAGUGUUGCGGUUCGCGGCGGCCGUGUUGAUGCAACCGAAGCUGGACCCAGCGGAUUCGUGCCUCAGCCUCAGAACGCUGUCAGCAUCUUUCGAAAUCAAUUUGCAAGGCUGGGUCUGGACGACCAAGGCAUGGUUCAAUUUAUUGCCUGUGGUCAUUCGAUUGGCGGCGUCCACGGUGGGGAUCAUCCGGAGAUCACUGAUUCAGCUCUCGCGAAUUUCGACACAACUCCUGCUGUAUUGGACAAUCAAAUCGCUGUCGAGUAUGUCUCGGGAACCACGAAUGAUCCUCUAGUAGUCGGGAAAUCGACAACCAACACAAGGAACUCCGAUUUCAGAGUGUUCAGCCAGGCAGAUAAGAAUGCCACUAUCAGAUCGCUGGCAGCCGAUCCUCAACUGUUCGCAAACGCUUGCAAAUCGCUUUUCCAGACAAUGAUCGAUCAAGUCCCAGCUGGAACCCAGCUUUCGGACCCUAUUGCCCCGUAUGAAGUCAAGCCGUAUGCGUUGCAGCUUACUCUUCUUGAUGGUGGUUCAAGAAUCAGAUUCACCGGCGACGUUCGGAUCCGCACCACCCAGGGGACUAUCUCGCAAGUGCAGCUUGUAUACACCGAUCGCAAUGGUGCAGUGGCGCAGACACCCAUCAGCACCUCGGUCAAGGGCACUGCUACAGGCUUCGAUGAUAGCUUUUCCUUCUUUGGUUUCUCCACAGACCUUCUCGUGGAUACUUCGAUUUCAUCGUUCAGAGUUUCAGUCACCUAUAGCGACUCCACUCAGGCCACGUAUGACAACAAUGGAUCCGGGUUCCAGGUGGUGGACACCGUCAUCUACCAGGCUCCACAAAGUUGCUUAGACUCUUCCGGAAAGCUGACAGUCGUCGCUGCUGUUCGUAAUCAGACAGUGCCUCAUUUACAAGUCUUGAUCAAGGUACCGCAGGCUGAGCCGAAUCCUGUGCCUUCGAUCUCUAUGAGUACAGUGCCUAUGGCGGCCCAAUCUGCAGUUGGUCCGUACCAACUCUACUCGGCUGACUUGGCUUUCCCGAAUUCUCUAGCUAAUCCGCCUGUGUUUGGUGUUUUUGCGGGCAGUGUGUCGGAUUCGAGGAAGAGUGUGAGCGGCUUGCCCACCAGUUGCAAUACGUUGGCGCCAGCAAGACAAAGUUCUCAAAUAAAAACAUCGAGCUCGGCAACGACACAAUCUUCGAUUAGUAGCUCUUCCUCUGCGAUCGUGUCAACCACAGCUACGCUGUCGAGUAGUUCAAUCACUUCCUCCGACAUUGUGUCAGCAUCUAGUGGGACGUCUACCCAGAGUUUACAUGCGACUGGAUCAUCAACCUCUUCGUCUACCACUCUUUCUCCAUCACCAACACCCUCUGCAAACGUCUCAUUCCAAGGCUGCUACUACGACGCUGUCAACCCCCGAGCCCUCUCAGCGGAGUCUACAUCCUCCUCCGACAUGACCGUAGAAGAGUGCGCAGCAGCCUGCACGCAAUACCACUACUUCGGCCUAGAAUACGCUCGAGAAUGCUACUGCGGCAACACUCUCGACUCCGCCAGCACCCAGCAGCCCGCCACCGACUGCAACAUGCCGUGCAGCGGCACCUCCACGCAACUCUGCGGCGGCCCCUCCCGCCUCAGCCUCUACACCAACCUGCUCUACUCCCAACCCAGCAACCCACAGAUCCCCGGGUAUGACUACAAAGGCUGCUACAGCGAGGGUACCACCACGCGCGCGCUCCUAGGCGCGAGUUUUAGUGAAGCGGACAUGACGGUGCAAACAUGCGCGUCGCUUUGUCAAGGGACGGCGUACUUCGGCCUGGAGUACGGGCGAGAAUGCUACUGCGCCCCCACCCUCCAGUCCUCCUCCUCCCCCUCCCCCAACAACCUGCACCAUGCGCUGCGCCGCAAACCAAACUCAGUACUGCGGCGGGCCUAA
Didymosphaeria variabile is the source of this 2346-nucleotide messenger RNA. RefSeq lists its product as uncharacterized. Lineage: Eukaryota; Fungi; Ascomycota; Dothideomycetes; Pleosporales; Didymosphaeriaceae. The transcript is spliced from 2 exons. Gene Ontology annotation, molecular function: heme binding; peroxidase activity. The record is from RefSeq and is a predicted model, not a curated record. The coding region runs from base 1 to 2346 and encodes 781 amino acids. Gene Ontology annotation, biological process: response to oxidative stress.